Didymodactylos carnosus is the source of this 1068-nucleotide messenger RNA. The record is from the annotation of a GenBank genome assembly. Lineage: Eukaryota; Metazoa; Rotifera; Eurotatoria; Philodinida; Philodinidae.
AUGUCUUCUGAUACGACGGAAAAAACAAGUGAAAGUAGAUUUAAACUACUCAGAUAUUUGACAAUAGCUAAAGUUAAAUUAAAAUCAAUUCCGUUUAAACGUGAUUGUACAAAAGAAAUCGUUAUAUUUUUUAGUGCCUACACAUUUUUCUUUAUUGUUUUACUAAUCACGAUCCUUGUUGCGUUUCUUCACGUUCCCGUUUCGAAUAUUACCUAUCUCAAAUGGUAUAAUGAUAAAUGUUCAACAGAUGGCAUAGCAAAUGAUUGUGAUCGAAACCUUCGUUUAUCUUGUAAUUAUGGUGUAUGUUCGUGUUCGAAAAACAUGUAUUGGAAUAGUUCAUUUUGCGAUUGUUCAACGGGUCUUUUCUGGAAUGGAGACAAUUGCCAAAUUCGGCAAGUAUAUAAUCAAUCGUGUAACAAUAUAACAGCGCCUUGUAUGGAAUAUUUAUAUUGUAAUCCGGUCUCGCGAAUGUGUGAAUGUUCACAAAAUACAUAUUAUAAUCAGACUACGUGCAAUUUGAAACUUGGUUAUAAUUCAUCAACAUCUUGUAUGUUGACUAGUCAAUGUCAAGAUUAUGUUGGUCUCAUAUGCAGUGGAUCGGCAUGCAUUUGUUCGAAUAGCAUGUAUUGGAAUGGUGCAGUAUGUGACAAUUUGUCAACAUAUGGUCAAUAUUGUGGCGGGGGGCAACAGUGUGCAACUUCUUUGUCUUGUAAUCUGUUAUAUAAUCUAUGCACGUGCCCUGCUAACUAUUUUUGGGAUGGAUUAAUUUGUCGACAAACAUAUACAAAUGGAACGACUUGUACAAACAUUCAGCAAUGUAUGAGCGGUUUAGUAUGUAUGAGUAAUCAGUGUCAAUGUCCACUGACAAGUACUCAGUAUUGGGAUGGUUCAUCGUGUCAGCUCUGUUAUGGUAUUGAUUUAUUUCUAUUUGCUGGUAUUUGCUAUCAUAUAACACCUCCAACAAAUGCAACGUACGAAUUCACAGCCCAAAAAAUACCAAUAGUUGUUGAACAAAGUGGACGUGAAGAGCGAGCUUAUGAUAUUUAUUCAAGAUUAUUAAAAGAGUGA